Molecule: messenger RNA, 754 nt
Organism: Cryptomeria japonica (Japanese cedar)
Lineage: Eukaryota; Viridiplantae; Streptophyta; Pinopsida; Cupressales; Cupressaceae
Product: ATP synthase subunit c, chloroplastic-like
Exons: 1
Coding region: 160-405 (81 amino acids)
Biological process (GO): proton motive force-driven ATP synthesis; proton transmembrane transport
Molecular function (GO): proton transmembrane transporter activity
Source: RefSeq, a predicted model, not a curated record
AAGAAUAUAAUGUCAGGGUAGAGAAUUGGUAAUAUCAUAAUUUUGAAUGCCAUUUCAUCGGAGUUUAGUUGUUUCAAAGAAAUUGUUCUCUAGUUGAACGUGAACAAUCAAAUCAAUAGAUAAAACUAUCAUAUUAUCCACACCUAAGAGGAGAUUACCAUGAAUCCUUUGAUUUCUGCUGCUUCCGUUAUUGCUGCUGGAUUAUCCGUAGGCCUUGCUUCUAUUGGACCUGGCAUUGGUCAAGGCAUUGCUGCGGGACAAGCUAUUGAAGGUAUUGUGAGACAACCAGAGGCGGAGGGUAAAAUACGAGGCACCUUACUGCUAAGUUUAACUUUUAUGGAAGCUUUAACUAUUUAUGGAUUAGUUGUAGCUCUGGCACUUUUAUUUGCUAAUCCAUUUGUUUGAUCUCGGAGACCAAAAUCCGUAUUCUUCGGGAUUUUAAAGACCCCCCUCUAUCAAUUUUCUUGUUCAGCCAAUAGGGGGGGGGCUGAUCCAAAAUAGUGGACUUAUACUUCACUUGUUUCGGUCAGAAAGAUUUGCGACACUCGGAGAAGUAGAUAGAUAGAACAAAGUUUUUUUUCAUAAUUGUAUCCUUAUUUAUCGUUAUGCAGGACCUGGGACUUACUAAGUACUCGAAAUCUGCUUAUCCGAAAUUCGAAUAAUAGUAGGAUCAAGUCGGAGAAAAAACUUUGUAAAAGUAUCCUUAUCUAUGAGGGGAGAGCGUAUGAAAAAUGUAACUGAUUCUUUCAUUUCC